UGGGCCGGCGCCGGGGCCCUCGUUAACCUCAAGUACUCGGUGGAGGAGGAGCAGCGGGCAGGCACGGUGAUCGCCAACGUCGCCAAGGACGCCCGGGACGCCGGGUUCGUGCUGGACCCCCAGGAGCCCACCGCUUUCCGGGUGGUCUCCAACUCGGCCCCCCACCUGGUGGACAUCAGCCCAGGGUCCGGGCUGCUGGUGACCAAGCAGAAGAUCGACCGGGACCUACUGUGCCGGCAGAGCCCCAAGUGCAUCAUCUCGCUGGAGGUGAUGUCCAGCUCCAUGGAGAUCUGUGUGAUCAAGCUGGAGAUCAAGGACCUCAACGACAACGCACCCAGCUUCCCCACUGACCAGAUCGAGCUGGAAAUCUCGGAGACAGCCAGCCCUGGCACCCGGGUGCCACUGGAGAGUGCCUAUGACCCAGACUCGGGCAGCUUUGGUGUGCAGACCUAUGAGAUCACCCCCAACGACCUCUUUGGGCUGGAGACCAAGACGCGAGGCGAUGGGUCCCGUUUUGCUGAGCUGGUGGUGGAGAAGAGCCUGGACCGUGAGACCCAGUCCCACUACAGCUACGUGAUCACGGCUCUGGACGGUGGUGACCCGCCCAACUUUGGCACAGUGGAGCUCAGCAUCCGCGUCAUUGACUCCAAUGACAACAACCCACUGUUCGAGGAGCCGGCCUACACCGUCAGUGUGCCUGAAAACGCCCCACUGGGUACGCCAGUCAUUCGCCUCAAUGCCUCUGACCCAGACGAGGGCACCAAUGGCCAGGUCCUCUACUCCUUCCACAGCUACGUCUCUGAGCGGGCCCGGGAGCUCUUCCAGAUUGACCCCCAGACUGGCCUCAUCACGGUGAGCGGUGCCAUUGACUAUGAGGAGGGUCACGUCUAUGAGCUGGAUGUGCAGGCCAAGGACUUGGGGCCUAACUCCAUCCCUGCCCAUUGCAAAGUGACCAUCAGUGUCCAGGAUGCCAAUGACAAUCCACCCCUCAUCAACCUGCUCUCCGUCAACAGCGAGCUGGUGGAGGUGAGCGAGAACGCCCCGCCGGGGUACGUCAUCGCCCUGGUGCGGGUCUCAGACCGCGACUCCGGGGCCAACGGGCGGGUGCAGUGCAAGCUCCUGGGCAACGUGCCUUUCCGGCUCCAGGAGUACGAGAGCUUCUCCACCAUCUUGGUGGACGGGCGGCUGGACCGGGAGCAGAGGGACCAGUACAACCUCACCAUCCAAGCCAAGGACAACGGUGUCCCCUCACUGCAGGCCACCAAGUCUUUCACCGUCAAGAUCACCGAUGAGAAUGACAACCAUCCCCACUUCUCCAAGCCCUAUUACCAGGUCAUUGUGCAGGAGAACAACACCCCGGGGGCCUACCUCCUCUCAGUCUCUGCCAGGGACCCUGACCUGGGCCUCAAUGGCAGUGUCUCCUACCAGAUCGUUCCCUCCCAAGUCAGGGACAUGCCUGUCUUCACCUAUGUCUCCAUCAACCCUAACUCUGGAGAUAUCUAUGCUUUGAGGUCCUUCAAUCAUGAACAGACGAAGGCCUUUGAGUUCAAGGUCUUGGCAAAAGAUGGGGGUAAUCCCUCUCUGCAGAGCAACGCCACCAUCAGGGUGAUUGUCCUGGAUGUCAAUGACAACACUCCUGUGAUCACGGCCCCGCCGUUGGUCAACGGGACUGCGGAGGUGUACAUCCCCAGGAACGCGGGGGUCGGCUACUUGGUGACCGUGGUCAAGGCAGACGACUAUGAUGAGGGUGAAAAUGGCAGACUUUCCUAUGAAAUGGUGGAAGGAGACAGAGGAUUUUUUGAGAUAGACCAGGUCAAUGGAGAGAUAAGGACCACCAGAGCCUUUGGGGAAAAUGCAAAGACAGCCUACGAGCUGAUCGUGGUGGCUCAUGACCAUGGCAAAACAUCUCUCUCGGCUUCCGCCUUGAUUUUGAUAUACCUGUCUCCUGCCCUGGAUGCCCAGGAGUCCAUAGGAUCUGUUAACCUCUCCCUGAUUUUCAUUAUUGCCCUGGGGUCUAUCGCAGCCAUUCUUUUUGUCACCAUGAUCUUUGUGGCAGUCAAGUGCAAAAGGGAUAACAAGGAAAUCAGGACCUACAACUGCAGAAUCGCAGAAUACUCCUACGGGCAUCAAAAGAAAUCAAGCAAGAAGAAGAAAAUCAGCAAAAACGAUAUCCGCCUGGUACCGCGGGAUGUGGAAGAGACGGAUAAAAUGAACGUUGUGAGCUGCUCCUCUCUCACUUCAUCCCUCAACUACUUUGACUACCACCAGCAGACCCUGCCGCUGGGCUGCCGCCGCUCCGAAAGCACCUUCCUCAAUGUGGAGAGCCAGAACAACAGGAACGCCGGCUCCAACCACAUUUACCAUCACACCUUCACUGGGCAGAGCCCCCAGCAGCCCGACCUCAUCAUCAAUGGGAUGCCGCUGCCGGAG
Messenger RNA from Pterocles gutturalis (yellow-throated sandgrouse), 2430 nucleotides. RefSeq names its product protocadherin 19 (gene PCDH19). Gene Ontology annotation, biological process: homophilic cell-cell adhesion. Gene Ontology annotation, cellular component: plasma membrane. NCBI's taxonomy places the organism in Eukaryota, Metazoa, Chordata, Aves, Pterocliformes, Pteroclidae. The annotation marks the transcript as partial. Gene Ontology annotation, molecular function: calcium ion binding. The transcript is spliced from 2 exons. The record is from RefSeq and is a predicted model, not a curated record.